This is a messenger RNA of Dromiciops gliroides (monito del monte), 6689 nucleotides long. It is a transcript of the gene CDK13, whose product is annotated as cyclin dependent kinase 13. The record is from RefSeq and is a predicted model, not a curated record. The transcript has 15 exons. Gene Ontology annotation, cellular component: nucleus; cyclin/CDK positive transcription elongation factor complex. Gene Ontology annotation, molecular function: cyclin binding; RNA polymerase II CTD heptapeptide repeat kinase activity; cyclin-dependent protein serine/threonine kinase activity. The coding region runs from base 97 to 4476 and encodes 1459 amino acids. Lineage: Eukaryota; Metazoa; Chordata; Mammalia; Microbiotheria; Microbiotheriidae. Gene Ontology annotation, biological process: protein phosphorylation; transcription elongation by RNA polymerase II; positive regulation of transcription elongation by RNA polymerase II.
CCGGAGAAGGAGGAGGAGGAGGAGGCCGAGGCCGCGCCCGCCCCGCCCGCCCGCCGUGUCCGGCCCGUCCCGCCGCGGGCCCGCAGCCGCCCCCCCAUGCCGAGCAGCUCGGACACGGCCCUGGGCGGCGGCGGCGGGUCCGGGUCCGGGUCCGGGCUGAGCUGGGCCGAGAAGAAGCUGGAGGAGCGCCGCAAGCGCCGGCGCUUCCUGUCCCCGCAGCAGCCGCCGCUGCUCCUGCCGCUCCUGCAGCCGCAGCUCCUGCAGCCGCCGCCGCCGCAGCCGCCGCCGCCCCCGCAGCCGCCGCCCUCGCUGCUCUUCCUGGCGGCCCCGGGCCCGGCCGCCGCCGCAGCCGCCGCCGCCGCGGCCUCCUCGUCCUCCGCCUGCUGCUUCAGCCCGGGGCCGGGGCCGGGGCCGCCGGGGCUCGAGCUCAAGCGGCUGCCCCGGGGGAAGAGGCGCGCCGCGGCCCGGCAGAAGCGGCGCCGCGGGGCCCGCGCCGGGCAGGAGGCCGAGCGGCGCCGGCUCUUCGCGCCGCAGCCGCCGCAGGACGGGGGCGGCGGGGCCGGGCCCGGGGCCGCUAGCCCUCCCGCCGCCGACUACGACGACGUGAGCUCCCAGUCGGAGCAGGGCCUGGGGCCGCCGGGCGCCGCGGGCGCCGGGACCGGGCCCGGGGGCAGCGGCGGCGGCGGCAGCAGCGGCGGCGGCGGGGCCAGUCCGGCCUCGUCGCCCGGGGCGCCGGCGCGGCGCGGGGACGGCCCGUCGGAGCGCCGGCCGCGCCGGGAGCACCGGGGGAGCGGCGGCGGCGGCGGCGGGGGCCGCGGCAAGGAGCGGCACCGCGAGCACCGGCGGCGGGACGCGCAGCGCGCCGGGGCCGGAGAGGCCUCGGCCAAGGCCCGCGGCCGCCACGGCCACGGCGACGACCGCGCGUCCGACGCCGCGGCCAAGGGCGGCGGGGGCGGCGGCGGCGGCAGCGGGGGGCGCCGCAAGGGCGCGUCGGGCGCGUCGGGCCGCAAGGAGCGGGAGGCGAAGGCGCACCGCAGCCGGACCAAGGCGGCCAAGGAGCCGCCCGCCGCCUACAAGGAGCCGCCGCGGGCCUACCGCGACGACAAGAGUGAGCCCAAGGCCUACCGGCGCCGCGCGCGCUCGCCCAGCCCGGCCGGCUCCCGCGAGGACGGCACGGCGCGCGGGCGCAAGUCUCCGAGCAGCCCGGCCGGCGGCGCCAGCCCCUACUCGCGGCGCGGCCCGCGCUCGCCCAGCCCCUACAGCCGCCGCCGCUCGCCCAGCUACAGCCGCCACAGCUCGUACGAGCGCGGCGGGGACGUGUCGCCCAGCCCGUACGGCGGCAGCAGCUGGCGCCGCUCGAGGAGCCCCUACAGCCCGGCCGUCAGACGAUCUGCCAAGUCAAGAAGCAGAAGCCCUUACUCAUCUAGGCAUUCGAGGUCCCGCAGCAGACAUAGAUUAUCUAGGUCCCGGAGUCGCCAUUCUAGCAUUUCUCCUAGCACUCUGACUUUGAAAAGUAGCCUGGCUGCUGAGUUGAACAAGAACAAGAAAGCCAGAGCCGCGGAAGCAGCCAAAGCUCACGCCAAAGCGUCCAACACCUCGACGCCGACCAAAGUGGGGAGCACAGACCCUGCAGGCGCCGGCGCACCUCAGGCCAACCACGUGAAGGAUCUGAAGAAGCUCAAGGCCGAACACACGCCUUCUCCCACCGGUGGCGGGACUCUGAAAAAUGACAAGGCAAAAGCAAAGCCCCCUCUGCCGGGAGCAAAGGUGGAAAAUAAUUUGAUUGUAGACAAAGCCACCAAGAAAGGUGUGGUGGUGGGCAAAGAGAGUCAGCCGACUGCAGUGAAAGAGGAGCCGGCCGUACUGAAGGAGAAAAGCAAACCUCGCACCCCGAGCUUGGGCACCAAGGAGAAGGAGCACCAUGGGCCGCUGGUGACCUCCACUUUGCCACCUUUGCCUUUUCCUCCCCUGCUGCCUGAAGACAAAGAUGCCGACAGUUUGCGAGGGAACAUUUCAGUGAAGGCGGUAAAAAAAGAAGUGGAGAAGAAGCUGCGUUGUCUGCUUGCGGACCUGCCUCUACCCCCUGAGCUCCCAGGAGGGGAUGACGUCUCCACGAGCCCCGAGGAGAGGAAAGCCUCUGCCCCUGUGCACAGUAAGAGAAGGCCCAAAAUAUGUGGGCCUCGCUAUGGUGAAAUAAAAGAAAAGGAUAUUGACUGGGGAAAGCGCUGCGUGGAUAAAUUUGAUAUCAUUGGAAUUAUUGGAGAAGGCACCUAUGGGCAAGUGUACAAAGCCAGGGAUAAAGAUACAGGAGAAAUGGUGGCCUUAAAAAAAGUCCGGCUAGAUAAUGAAAAGGAAGGCUUCCCCAUCACAGCCAUCCGAGAGAUUAAGAUCCUUCGGCAGCUUACCCACCAGAGUAUUAUCAACAUGAAGGAAAUUGUGACAGACAAAGAAGAUGCUUUAGAUUUUAAGAAGGACAAAGGUGCAUUUUAUUUGGUGUUUGAAUACAUGGACCAUGACCUGAUGGGACUCCUGGAAUCAGGCCUGGUUCAUUUUAAUGAAAAUCACAUCAAGUCAUUCAUGAGACAACUGAUGGAGGGUCUGGAUUAUUGCCAUAAAAAGAACUUUUUACAUAGAGAUAUUAAGUGUUCGAAUAUUCUACUAAACAAUAGGGGGCAGAUAAAGCUAGCUGACUUUGGACUUGCUCGAUUAUAUAGCUCAGAAGAAAGUCGGCCAUACACCAACAAAGUGAUCACCUUAUGGUACCGGCCUCCAGAACUUCUGCUUGGAGAGGAGCGAUACACCCCUGCGAUCGAUGUCUGGAGCUGCGGAUGCAUCCUUGGUGAGCUCUUCACUAAAAAACCAAUAUUUCAAGCAAACCAGGAACUUGCACAGUUGGAAUUGAUAAGCCGAGUAUGUGGGAGUCCGUGUCCUGCGGUGUGGCCAGAUGUCAUCAAACUACCCUACUUCAACACGAUGAAGCCAAAAAAGCAGUACCGGCGGAAACUUCGAGAGGAGUUUGUCUUUAUACCCACAGCUGCACUAGACUUAUUCGAUUACAUGCUGGCUUUGGAUCCUGGCAAACGCUGUACGGCAGAGCAGGCCCUUCAGUGCGAGUUUCUUCGAGAUGUGGAGCCCUCCAAAAUGCCGCCCCCAGAUCUUCCAUUGUGGCAAGAUUGUCAUGAACUGUGGAGCAAGAAGCGCAGAAGACAGAAGCAGAUGGGGAUGACUGAGGACACGUCUUCAGCUAAGAUCCCUCGAAAAGAUUUAUCUCUGGGCCUGGAUGACAGCAGGACUAACACCCCUCAGGGGAUGCAAGCGAAUUCCCAACUCAAAUCUCAGGGCAACACCAAUGUAGCACUUGGUGAAAAACAGACAGAUCCACCAACACCCCAGCAGGAGUCUUCAAAGCCACCUGGAGGAGGAAUGCAGCCUUCGGCUCAGCCCGUGCCACCUAAAGUGGAGACUGACGCUGCCCAGGCAGCUGUGCAGAGUGCAUUUGCGGUUCUCUUGUCGCAGCUGAUAAAAGCCCAGCAGUCCAAGCAGAAGGAGGCUGCCCUGGAAGAGAAGGAGAAUGGAGCCGGCCAUGAGCUGUCUCUGCAGCUGCGGCAGCCUCCGGAGCCCAGCCCUCCUUUACUAGGGCAAGAUGAACAUGUCAAACACACAGAGAUGAGGAUGUUGGAGCUGAGCCCAGAACCAGAGCGCCCACGAAUCCUGCCUCCAGACCAGCGCCCCCCAGAACCCCCUGAGCCACCACCCCCUUCUGAAGAAGACCUGGAUUAUCGGACAGAAAACCAGCAUGUGCCCACGCCUAGUUCCUCAUUGACUGACCCUCAUGCUGGAGUGAAGGCUGCUCUCUUGCAGCUCCUUGCUCAACAUCAGACCCAGGAUGACCCCAAAAUGGAAACAAGUCUGGAUUAUCAAGCUGGGGACACCUAUGUUCCAAGUUCAGACUACAAGGAUAAUUUUGCAUCCUCCUCUUUCUCUUAUGUUAAUGACGGUUUAGGAAGUGGAUCUGUUCCAGCCCUAGAAAGACGAAGCUUCAUUGGAAACUCGGACAGACAGUCUCUGGAGACCUACAGCACGGCUUCAUCUCAUUCUGGGGGCCCGCCUCAGCCGCCUGCCUUUUCAGAAUCCUUCUCCAGCUCAGUCGCUGGGUAUGGAGACAUUUACCUCAACACUGGUUCCAUGUUGUUUAGUGGAGAUAAGGACCAUAGGUUCGAGUACAGUCACGGCCCGAUCGCCGUUCUGGCCAAUAGCAGUGACCCUGGCACGGGCCCGGAGAGCACUCCCUCUUUGCCAGCUAAGAUGCACAGCUACAACUAUGGGGGCAGUCUGCAGGAAAGCCCCGUGGGCCCUGGCCUUCUGCACGGACACACUUGGCCUUCCCCUGCCCAGGGCCCUGGCUAUUCCCAAGGAUACAGGGGACACAUCAGCACAUCGACAAGCAGGGGGCGAGGCAGAGGGUUGCCCUACUGAGUAUCUGUUUUUCCUCAGGCACAUCGUUUUUAUCUGGAAAGACUUUUCCUAGCUGCAGUUUCAGGCAGCAGUCCAACAGACUUGAAUAAUGUUAAUUCAACAACAGCUUUAUUUUUUAUGUGGAAAAGGGUCUUGCAUACAAUAGCUAAAAAAAAAAAAACACCUCACACACAAAAAACCCCACCUUGGCUUAAAUUCAUGCUGUUCUGAAAACUAGAUCUCCUGACUGUACAUCUUCAGAUUCUAGUUAGCAAUUUUAUUUUGUACUUUUCGCAGGUAUUAGUGUAUGCUAAACUUGGGGACACGAGCAUUUUAUGACCCUAUUGCAGAUCUUCUGAACUAUGCACAUUUGUGCUUUUUUUUGUAAGUUUGGACCAACUUUUAUGUAAAAAAAAAAAAAAAAAAGUUUGCCAAGAAUCAGAAAGGGCACUGAUUUAUCGGGUAUUUUUCUUUUUACAAAGCUACCUUCAGCCCAAGGUCACUGUCAGUCUUUGCACCUGCUUUCAGUGUGAUUGUGAAAGGUGUACUUUGUGCUCAUUUCAGAAAAUAAAACACAACCUUUCUCUUGAUGCAACAGUUUUAUAAAAAAAAAAAUGGUCAAUGUUAUUUUUCUUUUGAAUUUCCAAAUUACUGCAUAGCCUAGCAAAAUACUAAAAUGAAACAAUGGGUUUUAUAUACAAAAUAUGUUGGGGUGGGGAGGGAAAGUAAGUGCCUUAACAGGUAAGCUUAAAGUUUGAAAAAAAUAGCCUUUACAACCCAUUUUUUAAAAAGGAGAUUGGUGCCCUCAAUGGAAUAGAGCCCACUCUCAAUUCACCUAAAGCCCCCUCCCAUGCCCAUCAACCCUCAUUCUCCCCCUUGCCCACCCACCUGUCUGCCUUUGGGUUGGGUCACUAGUCAUUACCACCUCCAUUAAGAAAGGGUGAGACUGAGAACAGAGGAGGAAGUUCUUCCUCGUCAGUUCUGCUCAGAGUUUUGGGAGGGAUCUGGCCGAAAGCAUCAAGGAGAAGGAGGAUUUUUAUUUUAUUGAGAAGUUCAGUUAUCCAUGGGAUCCCAUUCCCAUGGAUAACUGAGAGUUGACAGUAAAAGCCAGGGUCAAUAACAGAAUGGAAACAGUUCUAGUAGAGUGGGUAAGGGACAGACAGAAACAGCAUUGUGAAUUUGCCUAAUUGCCAUUUAUUCAUUUUCUAUCAGCCUGCUCCACCUAUUUCAGGGGUUUAAUGAGAGCCAUUCAUUGCCCAGAAUGAUUGCAGAGGUGGCAAAAGCGGGAAAUGUUCUGAAAGCAGAUCCCCUUUACUCCCCCCCUUCUUUUAGAUAAAUUUUACAUGACUUGUCCUGAGUUCUUCUGCCAAGUGUUUAUGGAGUUUUAGUUCAUUUUAACAUCGUUUUUCUUUUGUAAAAUAGAAGAGAAUGAUGGAAUAAUCCUUAUUUAAGCUGCAAGUGGUACCAGUUUUAACUCUCUUUGCUCACGAAGAAUCAUUUAAAAGGGUAGCCAAAGGUAAAUAUCUAAGUGUUUCCAUUAUAAUGAAAUAGAAUAUGUCAUCCCUGGGAAUUAGAAUUGUGCCAUUCAGAUACUCUGAUGAUAAUUCAGUGCUUGAUUUGGAGUUUUAAAUUGGAAAGAUUACUGAAUCCAAACUGCUCCAGGUUAAUUUCUAUUUUCAGAUAUGCUCCCUCCACCCUUACAACCUUAGGCCCUCUCCUUUAGGGAAAAAACUUGAACCCCAUUUCAUGGAUUUCAGAACAACAUGUGGAAAGAAUCUGAUAAGUGAAUAUAACCGUUAAAACUUAAGGCACAUUCAUAAUUUAAGUGGUAAAAUUUUCCAUUUCACUGCUAUGAAAUGAGUUGGUUAUCAGUUGGCUUUUAAUUUUUGGUGGAGUUUUUUUGGGGGGAAGGGAGGGAUGGGGCAGAAGGAAAAAACCCCAAAGUUUUAUUUGAACUUUGAGUUACUAACAACUUUAUAAUUCAUUACUACAUCGCAGGGAGUGAAGAAAAAAAUUUGUGAAAUUAGCAAAAUAGGUACAGUAUUCAAGUAUCUGAAGCUGAGUACGGUGAGUCUGGUAGCUUUAGACUUGGCUAUAAAUGACAGUGUCUAAGUUAUUCUUCAUAGUCACACUAGAGAAUACUGCUGCCCAUAAGCAGCUAACCUGGAAAUGAAGAUAUUUAUGUGACAUGAAUAGCCUGUGUUUAAAAAAAAUUAAAUAUUUUAUAUAAAAUU